This is a messenger RNA of Populus nigra (black poplar), 2463 nucleotides long. Its product is annotated as protein LATERAL ROOT PRIMORDIUM 1-like. Bases 1039 to 2097 code for a protein of 352 amino acids. The transcript has 2 exons. The record is from RefSeq and is a predicted model, not a curated record. Gene Ontology annotation, biological process: positive regulation of DNA-templated transcription. Lineage: Eukaryota; Viridiplantae; Streptophyta; Magnoliopsida; Malpighiales; Salicaceae. Gene Ontology annotation, cellular component: nucleus. Gene Ontology annotation, molecular function: DNA binding; DNA-binding transcription factor activity.
CUCUCUCUCUCUCUCUCUCUCUCCCUCCCCCUCACACACACACUCUCCUCUCCAAUAAUAAUCUCAAUAACUCUAUAGUAUCGAGAGAGCAGAAAGAGAGGUGGAGAGGAACCCACCACAUUUUUCGCUUUCUAGGAAACCAUUUUGAAAGAAAGAUAAAGCUGAGUGAAGAAGAAGAAGAAGAAGCGAAGGAGAAGAUGAUCGUGAAGAGAGAGAUAGAUACAUAGAAAGGUCGGCAAGACAACAAAUACUACUAAAUACAACACAACAAAGAGGGAGUCUUUGUUCCUUCUCACCAGUCUCUUCUACUUCUCUCUCUCUCUCACAGUCUCACUGCCCCCAUCUUCCAGAGAAAUCUCAGUCAUCUCUCCCUCUCAAUCCCAACUUCUUAUUUUUUUUUUUUGCUCUCACAAUCUCACAAAAGCCAAAGUGACAGUUGUGUUUAGCGUAGUAUUUCUAUUCUAUAUUACCAACAGAAACCCCAGAGCCUAGCAGCAGCAGCAGGCCAGCAGCAACCAGUCCUGCCUAGUGAAAGAAAAGAAAAAAAGAAAUGAAGCCCACCCCAACAAACAAGAUCUCUUUCUUUCCACUCUUGUUCUCUCUCUACAAAUCUCUCUUUCUCUGAUACAAUUUCAGAGUUCUCGACCCCACUUCACUCACAUAACACCUACAUACACACAUCCUUAGAUUUAGUUUCUUCUAAAAAUCUAUCCUCCCUUCUCUCUCUUCUACAAUUAUCAUAAAAACACUCGUAUUGUAUAUUUACUUAUAAAUAUAAAGAUUCUGUCUUUCUUAUAUUUUACAAUCUGAUAAAAUUUUACAAAAUUAUCAGUUGUGGCUACUACAAGGAGUAGGCAGCUACUAUCAGACACUGGUGCCUUUGCUGACUGGGCCACCUCUAACUCCUCUGGUAUCCGUACCGCUGGUCCAGACGACCUCUCACUCGGCUUCAAUGCCGGUCCCACCGGCGGCGGCCAAACACCCGGUCCAACAUGGCCUAACUCAGCUCGGCCCAUCAACUACGGCAUCUCUCCAGACAUGGGCAUGGUGGGCCUUCGCGAUGUCUUCGUGGUGGCUCCCGCUGCCUCCUUCAACCACCACCACCAGCAUCAUGAGCAAAUCAAUCUUUCAACAGCAGAUCCAAUCAAUGCUUCCAAUGCCACAGCUCUUGGUGUUGGUGUAGGUGUUGGUGUCAUUCCACUCCUUGCUGCGGGGCCUUGUCUUGCGCCCCAAAACAUGGAUGAUCAAGAUUUGUUGAAUAAUGGUCGAAACAAGAUUAGCGGAAUUCAUCAGUUCUGGCAAAACCAAGGCUCUCAAUAUAUCAAGAAAGCUUCUAAUACCACUCCUUCGAUUCUUGAUCAUCACAACAAUUCUUCAACAGCGAAUUUUCUACUACAAAGUGGAAAUAGUGCUGGGAAUGGAAGUGGAAGUCUUGGAGGGAAUUCAUCAUCGUCCGCUACAACAACGUGUCAAGAUUGUGGAAACCAAGCGAAGAAAGAUUGUAGCCAUAGAAGGUGUAGGACGUGUUGCAAAAGCCGUGGUUUUGAUUGUGUUACUCAUGUGAAGAGCACGUGGGUACCGGCUGCGAGGAGGAGAGAGCGUCAGCUUAUGGCAACUGCAGGUGGCGGUGCUGGUUCUACUGGGUCUACUUCUGGUGUCAAGAAACCUAGACUUAUAAGCUCACAAACUACAACUUCUCAUACUUCCACUUCUAAUACUACUCCAAGGAGCUACGACACGAGCUCUAGUCACCAAGGUUUUAAAGAGAGACUACCGGGGCAAGUAACUGCACCAGCAACCUUCAGGUGUGUUAGAGUGACGGCAGUGGAAGAUGGUGAAGAUGAGUUUGCGUAUCAGGCUGUGGUGAAGAUUGGUGGUCAUGUUUUCAAAGGGUUUCUAUAUGACCAAGGAGUUGAAACAAGAGAUGGGUUCCCUAAUAUAUCUGAACUGCAUUUGGGUGGUGGUAGCAGUAGCGGUGGUAAUGGCAUAGGGAGAAAUGGGGCCUCUUCUUCCCCGAUUCUCGAUCCUUCAGAUGUUUAUGGUGCUUCCACUGGAGGGUUACUCGGAGGUUCGGGCUAUGGCAAUCCAAUAAAUUGAGGGCACUUUCAAGGUUUAUCAAGGAGUGACAUUCUUGUCUAACUUUUCAUUAUGUCAACUAAUUAAUUAUUAUCGAUAGGGUUUUGGUAAGUUGCUCCUUAAUUUGUAUCUUAUUAACAUAUGCUCUCUUUGAAAAUUCAAGCGUCUUGGUUUUAGUAUUCUUGCUUCUUAAUUCUAUUUGCCUUGUGUAAUAGCAUUUCGAGGGUCAUCAUAUGCCAAAGAAGCUGCAUUUUCUCUCUAUUCGAGCAAUUCCUGUAUCAAAUUUUAGAAAAGAUAGUAAAGUCUAAAAAUCCUGUUCUACCAGAUAUAUUAGUUCUUAAACUUUGUGAUGAAAAAAUAAAAUAAAAAUCUGUUUGCUUUCUUGAA